This is a messenger RNA of Saccostrea cuccullata (small rock oyster), 1466 nucleotides long. RefSeq lists its product as uncharacterized. The coding region runs from base 293 to 1312 and encodes 339 amino acids. NCBI's taxonomy places the organism in Eukaryota, Metazoa, Mollusca, Bivalvia, Ostreida, Ostreidae. The transcript has 2 exons. The record is from RefSeq and is a predicted model, not a curated record.
GAUUGCUUAAAGACUGCUUUACAUUGUUUGAUGAAUUGUCAUUUAUUUAUUAUUGCAGAAUAGGCCAGGAAUAGAAAGAGAUCAAUCUUUUUAUACGAAAUUAGAGAAGUGUUUACCAGAAGAGCAUACGCUGAAAGGUCUCAUUUCGACAUCACGCUAUUAUGAAAUUGAAUGUCCCCAGGGAGAUUUGAAUGAAUAUCAAGAAGAGAGAAUCGAAAAUGUCAGAAAAUGUAUUGUUCGCACUGCACGAAGCCUUUCGCAUUGGGGUGAAAAAAUUCCAUUAACAUGGUCAAUGUUUGAGAAAUUUAUUAGAGAAAACAAGGAGAAGAAGAUGGAAAUUCUAAGCAGAAAAGAACUCUUAAGGAAGAAGGAAUUUAAAUCAUUAGAUGAAUUGGAGGUAGACGAUAUGCUUAGAUAUUUUAAAGAGAUUGGUCUAAGUAUUUAUUUUGCAGAAAAGGGUCUAAGAGAAAAUAUCAUCAUUGACGUCCAGUGGUUUGUAGAUGCAUUUAAAAAUAUCAUUACUGACCCAACUCAUGCUGAACCCUUUUGCGAAAGGGUCAAGGAAUGGGAGAUAUUCAUGAAUACUGGCAGGAUUUCUGAUCUAGCACUUGUCAAGGUAUGGGGAAAAAAAUCUUCGUAUAUUGCUCAAAAAGACAUAAUCAUACCCUAUAUGGAGAAACUUGGCAUUCUUGCUAUAGUGCGAACAGAAAGAAAUGCAAGAGAGGAGAAUAUGAUACCUGAUUACUACAUUCCUAGCAUCAAUAAAACUGAAUUCAGGAAAGAAUGUAGAAUUACGGAAGAUGUCAACAAAACUCCCGUUUUAGUAUUUUGUUUCAAAACGUUCAUCCCACAUUUCUUUUUCUUUAGACUGGUAGCAUUGUGCUUUUCUAUGUGGGAACCCUUGCGUGAUGACCUAGUAUGCAAAAAUGUUGCUUUUUACAAAGACAAAGGUGGUGACCGAAACAUUGCUAUUGCAGUGAACAAAACAUCCAUUCAGUUGCAAGUGUAUACCCCAGAUAAAACAAUCCAGCUUACAAAUGACAAAACUAAAGAAAUCAGAGCAACAAUUGAAAAAAUGAUGAAUAGCAUAACAUCUACAUUCCAUCAACAAGUUCUCUAUGAAGUUGGAUACCCUUGUAGAGACAUAGAUAUAACUGAAGAAGAUGAGGAUUGUUUCUUAAGUGAGGAAGAAGUGGCUGAACUGACAACAAAUAAAAGAAUUUGCCCUAAUAAUUUGUCCCGCAAAAAUCACGAGAAACACGAAAUAGUUCGUGAUGAUCUGUUGUAUUAUUGGUACACGGAGAAUCAUUGAAGAAUCAGAGCAGGCAGAGUCCAUUGGAUCAGUAAAGCUACAGCAGAUUUAGUGUCUCUAAAAUUCAGAAAAGUGGAUAACACUGAACAUUCUUUACAGCAACGUAGAAUUCGUUCGUAAUUAUUAUUGUCGAAUAAAAGUAUGUACAUUUUCA